This is a messenger RNA of Lepisosteus oculatus (spotted gar), 769 nucleotides long. NCBI's taxonomy places the organism in Eukaryota, Metazoa, Chordata, Actinopteri, Semionotiformes, Lepisosteidae. The record is from RefSeq and is a predicted model, not a curated record.
CAUGUGACCGGUGCUGCUCUCUCUCUCUCUGCAGUGUGGGCGCAGUGCCACAUCCUCAGGUGCAACUCGGAGUUCGUGGCCGCCACCCUGGAGCUCGGGGGGGGCCCUGGCGGCGCAGGCGGGCGCAGCACCGCCCCGUACUGCAGCGCCCUGCGCUCCUACGCCCUCUGCACCCGCCGCACGGCCCGCGGCUGCCGUGGCAACCUGGCCUACCACUCGGCCGUGCAGGGCAUCGAGGACCUGCUGAUCCAGAACCGCUGCCCCAAGACGGGCCCCACCGCCCCGCCCCCGGCCCGGGCCCCGCCCCCGGGGGACGCCUGCAGCUACGAGAGGGGCUACCAGCAGAGGGAGGGCCGCCCCCCCGAGUACCUGCACUGCGCCGUCUUCGGGGACCCCCACGUGCGCACGUUCGGGGACGACUUCCAGACCUGCGCGGUGCCCGGCGCCUGGCCGCUCCUGGACAACCGCUUCCUGUUCGUGCAGGCCACCAGCGCGCCUGUGGGCCAGGGCUCGCCCGCCACCGCCCUCAGCAAGGUAGGGGCCCCGUCUGUCUGUCCCCGGACCCCCGGAAUCCCCCCUGCUGCUGCUAGCUCCUUGACGCUGCCCCCCCCCCCAUAGGUGGCUGCUGUAGAUGGCACUGGCGGACCAGUAGGUGGCGCUGUUGCCUUUACACCAGACUUUCCAUGCCUGUGUCCCUGUAUGGUGACUGCAGACACUGUGCCGUCGGAGAUCCUGCGUUUCGGAUUAAAGGACGUUAUUUUAACAUUGA